Messenger RNA from Medioppia subpectinata, 779 nucleotides. Lineage: Eukaryota; Metazoa; Arthropoda; Arachnida; Sarcoptiformes; Oppiidae. The record is from the annotation of a GenBank genome assembly.
AUGCCUGCUAUAGACUACUCAAUGUAUGUAUAUUAUGUGGUGGCAUACAAUGCGAUGGGAAAGGGAGACGCCAGCGAUUCAAUCGCCAUUAAGACUAAAGGGUCAGCACCUGUACCCCCAAAACAUGUGAAUGAAUUCCUUGUGGUGAACACUACGUGGGCGCACAUCCAACCGGACGCCUGGCAUUCAAACGGCUGUCCCAUCAAAGAGUUUCUCAUACGAUAUCGAGUGACUAAAUACGAGACCGAGUGGUCAGAAGUGUCGGCACAGGUCUGGCCCGAAGACUCAACAUUUGAAGCGGUGAACGAGGCCGGAGCCGGUGAACAGAACUAUCAUUUUGCUACGCUUACAGCUCAAGGAGGCACAGUAUCGCCGCUAUCGGAAAGGGAGCCCCCAUUAGGGGAGUUGGAGUCGAUCACAAUUGUGAUACCUGGAACGGGACCCCAAUCUGAGGAGGUCUAUGGCCAGACACUAGUGAUGGACAGGCCGUCGGCACCCCUACUAACUCAGGGGGACGUCGGGUACGACUGGAUUGAGAUCGUGUGGACCUUUGCCUCUGAAACUAACCUAACGGUCGCUUUGAGUCAAAUCAACGGCUAUUAUGUUUUCCAAAAGCCAUUCAUCCGUUUGGAUGGAGAGACAGAUCCGCAUCAAAACCAACGCCUAUACCAGUAAUGAUCUGCUCUGCGGCACAUUAUGUCAGUUUUAUAUGAUGGCAUACAAUGCAAUGGGAAAGGGAGACGCCAGCGAAUCAAUUGCCAUUAAGACUAAAGGAUCAG